Messenger RNA from Tinamus guttatus (white-throated tinamou), 970 nucleotides. The record is from RefSeq and is a predicted model, not a curated record. Lineage: Eukaryota; Metazoa; Chordata; Aves; Tinamiformes; Tinamidae.
GAGACCUGCAGGAGAGCCCAGGAUGAACAAAUAUAGACCCGUUGGUAAGAUAGGAGAGGGAACAUUUUCUGAUGUUCUGAAGAUGCUAAAUCUUAGGGAUGGAAAAUACUAUGCAUGUAAACAUAUGAAACAACACUUUGAAAGUGAUAAAAAAGCUGGCUCUCUUUCACUGAUAUGUGAACUAAUGGACAUGAAUAUUUAUGAGCUGAUAAGAGGAAGGAGAAAGCCCUUACCUGAAAAAAAAAUAAUAAGCUACAUGUACCAGCUAUGCAAAUCGCUUGAUCAUAUCCACAGAAAUGGAAUAUUUCAUAGAGAUGUGAAACCAGAAAACAUAUUAAUAAAGCAGAGUACCCUCAAGUUAGGAGAUUUUGGAUCGUGUAGGAGCAUAUAUGCUAAGCAGCCAUACACAGAAUAUAUAUCCACGCGCUGGUACCGAGCACCUGAGUGCUUGCUUACAGACGGCUACUACAGCUACAAAAUGGACAUGUGGAGCGCUGGCUGUGUUUUCUAUGAAAUCACAAGUUUACAGCCUCUCUUUCCUGGAUCUAAUGAGCUGGACCAAAUAUCAAAAAUCCAUGACAUUGUAGGUACUCCUGCUAAAAAAACUCUCAAUAAAUUCAAGCAGUCAAGAAUUAUAAGUUUUGAUUUUCCCUUUAAAAAAGGAACAGGAAUACCUCCUCUUGUGCCGAAUUUGUCUCCCAAAGGCUUCUCUCUCCUGUGUGCAAUGAUAAAAUACGAUCCUGAUGAGAGAAUUGCUGCCCAUCAAGCAUUGCAGCAUCCUUAUUUUCAAGAACUCUGGGCAGCUGAUAAACCAGCUUUGGCCAUGCACAAAAAAGUAAGAUUACUAGGAAAUCCUGCAGGGCAAGAACCUCUGCAUUUGUGGCAAAUUCCAAAGGAAAGGCAAAGACAGUUAGUUAUCAUGUAUUCAGAUGAUAGUCAGGAAAAACCUGAAUUUAUAUUUGGAACUUGA